Messenger RNA from Paralichthys olivaceus (Japanese flounder), 2222 nucleotides. It is a transcript of the gene ppp1r3c2b, whose product is annotated as protein phosphatase 1 regulatory subunit 3C2, duplicate b. The record is from RefSeq and is a predicted model, not a curated record. Gene Ontology annotation, biological process: regulation of glycogen biosynthetic process. NCBI's taxonomy places the organism in Eukaryota, Metazoa, Chordata, Actinopteri, Pleuronectiformes, Paralichthyidae. Gene Ontology annotation, cellular component: protein phosphatase type 1 complex. Gene Ontology annotation, molecular function: protein phosphatase 1 binding; glycogen binding.
UUUGCAAAUAUAAAGUGUGUUUCACGUUACUUGAUAUGUGUGCACGUACUUGGCUGGAUUCUUGAAUAGCUUCCUCCGUUAGCUGACUGGCAUGCUGAGGCUCAUUUGUAAUCCGGCUCUUCCUUAUGCGUCACACAUGUUUAUGGAUUGCGGGUCAGCGAUCCCUUCAGGACACAAGCCAACCAGCAGAGAACUUGGAUCUGUGUCUAUUGACAUGUCUGAGAAUAGAGCCCAGAAUGACUAGGAUAGUUUCCACAGGGUAGAAUUACAUGUAGACGACAUGCUCGAUACAGUACACCUAUAUGUGGUUUUAUCGCAGUGGAUGACACAUCUGAGGUGACUGUCCAAAAAGUUCACGUAAAUCUUCACAAACAAAAAUCUUAAAAACAAGGACUGCUGCUGUGCAUGAGCUAAAAUCAUUAAAAUCACAACAUGCUGAGCUGAAACAGGAUGAGCACAAAACCUCUACGUUCAGCUGAUUGGUCAGGGGAGUGAAGGGGAGGAGCCAGCAACAUGACAUAAGUGAGGUAGUGUAUAUAGGACACUGUGCCAGACUCUCCUGUGGGGAUGAGUGAGAGGACAGACGACCACCUGCUGCUCGUGUAAAUUGCCACCACGCUAGAAUACCACACAAACAUUGAGGAUAAUAUGUCUGUAAUUCAGCCUCACACCACCAGCAUGGAGAUCUCGGAUACAAAUGUCCUGCCAGUGGUUGGCUUUGGGUCAAUGGCCCAGUCAGCCGGACUUGUGGAGAUCGCCGUCAGGCUGUGCUUGAACCAGCGUAAACAACUGUGUCCUCACGUUUGGGUUCCCAUCCUGAAACCUCAGCGGCCGUGCCUCCGUGCCCAGGUGUCAGAUCAGCUGCCCUCUGACAUCCUGAGUCAAGCUAACCCAGCACACCCCCUCUGGUCCUUCCUGGAUGACGACUUGGACGAUGAUUUUUUGAUCCCAAUUAAGAAUAAACAUGUGAUUUUCGCUGACUCAAGAGGAUUGUCCCUGACGGCGGUGCGUGAGUUUUCCGAUGAAGAGGAGCAGUCCGACCUCAACCUACUGCCGUCACUGCCGGACAUGGGAAGCAUGACAGCGAACAGCUACAGCUGCACCGUCAGCACGUGCUGCCCAGGAACACGGCUCAAGCUAGACUUCCCACAACCCUCUGCAGAUUUCCAGGCCUUCCGCGCCAAGCUAGCAGAGAGCAUGGUUACCCUGGACAACUGCAGCGUUACAGAACAAGCCCUCCAAGGUACCGUUCGAGUCAGGAACCUCAGCUUCCAGAAGGACGUGCGUGUGCGCAUCACCUUUGACUCCUGGCAGAGCUACAAAGACAUGUCCUGUACAUACGUGCAGAAACGAUUCGGAGGACCACAGACGGACAUUUUUGAAUUUGACAUUGCCAUUCCUAAAGUGCUGGAUGCCAAAAGGAAGAUAGAGUUCUGUUUACAUUAUUUACCUGGAGGGCAGAGCAAACCUUUUUGGGACAAUAACGAUGGACAGAAUUACAGCAUUGCAGUGUGUGUGAGCUCACAUCUCUGUUGUGGGAAGAGUGUAAGUGAAAGGGCAUGACUAACUGAACAUAGAAAAGGAUCCUUGUUUUUAUCAUACAUACAUCUGUGCUGGAUCAAAAUGAGGUGGAUAGUUUUUAUUAUAUUUUGCAUCACUCUGAAUUGAAACUUAUAUUUUCAUAAACUUAAAAAAACGUCUCACUUUUGUGUCACUCAAUUUUCUUUCCCGGCUCUCUCUCACAUUUCAUCCACAAAUAGGUGACCUUGUUCUUCGGGCACUCUAUUGUCGUUUGCUACAUGUUGGCCACUCAUCAGCCCAUGUGCACGAGGGAGGGGAUCCCUUUCACAUUUUUGGGAUGUUGGGAUUGCCACAUAGGUCAAAGAUUACUGUGGACAGACAAACAGAAACAUGAGAGAAGCUAAUCUUAGUUUGGUCCUGUUUAUAGAACUGAGGCUGAUCAUCAGAGACGAUGGCAGGAAACUCUGCUUUACCAUCGUCACCAUUACCUUUUUCUAUGGUGUUUAAAACCACAACAAAAUGAACUUUCACUGUGACACUGCAACAUUUAGACAUUACACUCCAAUUUUAGUUUGUUGUUUAAAACGUUGGCGAAGAGGCGGGGUACACCCUUGACAGGUUGCCAGCUAAUUGUAGGGCAGGAGCACAAUUAAGUUGUCUUUUUUAAUUCUUCGAUUAGCUUUUAUGGAAGGAUUCAAGUA